AUGAGCAGAGAAACUACUGCUACGCCUGGAAACUUGCUGAUGAAAAUUGAAUCCCUUUCUUCAUUCUCAAAGUGUGGAAUUGACAAGUUCGAAUCUAGGGCAUUUGAAUCCGGAGGCUAUAAAUGGAAAAUGAUAUUCUAUCCUAAUGGAUACUUUGGUGACGACAAUGGCAAUGACAAUGUUUCAGUCUACUUUUCCAUUGUGGACAGGACACUUAUUCUUUGCCUGUUGACUGGGAGGAAGACUUUGAUGGAUCCGAGUAAAGGGUACGCUCUGAAGUUGGUGGAACACACGACACCUACAAAGCGCGAAUGGACGAUUCCCAGCUUUUCCAAGCUAGAGGAUGUUUGGGGUAAGAGUUCUCCGUUGGAGAUCACAAAUGGAAAGUUAACCUUCAUCCAAAGGGAUUGCCAAAAGGCAGCUACAUGUCCCUCCCUGUUUCUUGAGCCAAAGGACUUCCCACCUCAUCGUCGAGUGAAGGCAGAGGUUUUGAUGCGCAUCGUAUCCAAACUCAAUGGCUUUAAUCAUUGGUUUACAGCUUCUGGCGGAGAACAGGGAUUUCCUGAAUUUAAAAAAAAUGCUGAUAUGGAUGCUGGAGGCUUCCUUCAUCGCGACUGCUGUUUUGUAGAUGUUGAAAUCACGGUGCAAGCUGUUGCGAAAGCUACUAUCUAG
Messenger RNA from Salvia splendens (bonfire salvia), 672 nucleotides. RefSeq lists its product as uncharacterized. The coding region runs from base 1 to 672 and encodes 223 amino acids. Gene Ontology annotation, molecular function: protein binding. The transcript has 5 exons. The record is from RefSeq and is a predicted model, not a curated record. Lineage: Eukaryota; Viridiplantae; Streptophyta; Magnoliopsida; Lamiales; Lamiaceae.